Messenger RNA from Styela clava, 1879 nucleotides. Its product is annotated as enoyl-CoA delta isomerase 2-like. Lineage: Eukaryota; Metazoa; Chordata; Ascidiacea; Stolidobranchia; Styelidae. The record is from RefSeq and is a predicted model, not a curated record. Gene Ontology annotation, cellular component: peroxisome; mitochondrion. Gene Ontology annotation, molecular function: delta(3)-delta(2)-enoyl-CoA isomerase activity; fatty-acyl-CoA binding.
AAUAUAAGAGUUUGCCUGUUCAUUUCUUGUGACUUGUGAAGCAAGGAUUUCAGCUACGGUACUUAUUGUCCAACAUGGUUAUGGCUUUAUCCUGCUUUGGAAGAAGUAUAUUUAUCAGACAGAACAAAAUGGUUGUUCGUACUCUGUCUUCAUCUAAGUAUCUGCAAUCAAGCUCUGUUGAUGCAAAAUUUGAGACGGCCAAACAACAACUAAACUCUUUCAGUAAUGAUCCUGGAAAUGAAACAAAACUCAAAAUAUAUGCUUUGUUCAAACAGGCAACAGUAGGAAAAAACACAACAGACAAACCAGGAGCUUUAAAUUUUGUUGGGCAAUACAAGUGGUCAGCGUGGACAGAUUUGGGUGACAUGUCGAAGGAUGAGGCAAAGCAGAACUACAUUGAUCUGGUUUCUGAAUUGGCCAAGGCCGAAGGAAGUUCUGUAGAUGCCGAACCACAACAAGAAACAGAAACGGAUGCAAAAGUUUAUGGAUCCGGUGUGUUAUUGGUCAAAACUGAAAAUCAAAUUAUGACUGUAACGAUGAAUAGACCUGAACGAUACAAUGCAAUAACUGUUGAUAUGUAUGAAGGACUGAUUGAAAUUCUCUCUGAUGCAGCAAAUGAUGAUUCUGUGUCUAUUGUCGUGUUAACUGGGGCUGGAAAAUAUUUCUGCAGUGGCAACGACUUGAAAAACUUUGCCGGUAUUACUCCUGCCAACAUGAAACAAGUAGCUAUGGACUCAGCAGUGUUAUUAGAACGAUAUGUGGCUGCCUAUAUCGAUUUUCCUAAACCUCUGGUUGCCGCAGUAAAUGGACCAGCUAUUGGAAUUCCAGUGACGCAGUUAGGAUUAUUUGAUGCUGUCUAUGCAAGUGAUGUAGCAACUUUUCAAACUCCAUUUUCCAAGAUUGGACAAAGUCCUGAAGCCUGUUCUUCCUACAUAUUUCCAAAGCUAAUGGGUCAUUCUAAGGCAUGCACACUGCUACUAUUCAAUGAAACAUACACUGCUUCUGAGGCUGAGCGUUUAAAUUUGGUGACCAAAGUUUUUCCCAAUGCAAAUUUCCAAGAAGAUGUAAGAAAAGAGAUUGAAAAAAUGGUAAAACUACCUAUAAAGUCACUGGUUUAUUCGAAGCGACUCGCUAGAGAUUGUGAAAGGGAAAUGCUUCAUAAAGUCAACAAAGAUGAAUGUGAGAGACUCGUUGAAAGGUGGACAUCAGAAGAUUGUAUCAAAGCUGUUAUGGGAUUUUUAUCGAAGUUAUGAUUCAAGAGCCAUAAUGCUGUAUGGAGCGAUUUGCAAAAAUCAUAAUUUAAUUUUUUUCUGCAAGCACAUGCAAUUUGUAUUGCUUGCGUAAUUGCCAAUAUGACACCGAAUACAAAUAGUUAGAUUCCUAUUACAUGAGUAUAAUAUGUGUUGAUGUGAUGCUGCUUUGAUUAUUUUUUCUUGAAGCCUUUUUUCAUCACUACCUCAUAGUGAUCACGUUUACACACCACCCAUAGUGUUUGGGAUUUUUAUCAAAGUUAUGAUCAAUAGGUGAUUGCCAAUAUCACACCCAAUGCAAAUAGUUAUUUUCCUGUUAUACGAAUACGUGUCAUGAUGUUGAUGUGAUGUUGCUUUGAUUUUUUUCUUGAAUCCUUUUUUCAUCACUACCUCAUAGUGAUCACGUUUACACACCGUCACCACCCAUAGUGUUUGGGGAUUUUUAUCGAAGAUAUGAUCAAUAGGUUAUUGCCAAUAUGACACCCAAUGCAAAUAGUUAUUUUCCUGUUAUAUGAGUACAUGUCAUAAUGUUGAUGUGAUGUUGCUUUGAUUUUUUUUCUUUAAUUUUUUUUUCCUCACUACUUUAUAGUGUUCGAGUUCAAAUAUUUAAAUAAAAGAUUCUUAUCAAA